AGGCAGCAGCUGUUUAUCGUAAAUGUUUUUUUUCCCGGAACUCAAUUUUCCAUUCUGCGUCGGAGCAUAAAACAUCCCUUUCUUUCCGUCGGUCACGUAUCUCCGAAUCUCUGCGUUUCGCAUCGUCGUGAUUCGCAAACUAAGACGUUCAAUUACCCCCGCGGUUUACGCGUGCCGUCUUACGCUGUCGCUCGCUAUUUAUUUCUAUUUUAAAUUAUAAAAUUUGACCGAGAAAUGGUGCCCUUUAAUGGCGCAUGACGUCACGCGGCGCAGGGACGAAUAACCGCGAUUCUACGUUUCGAAUUCGAUCGGUUCGAGUUUCGUCUGAGGUCGAUCAACGCCUUCGGUCCAAUUUGCAUGAAACUUCGAGAGCCGCUAAUCCUCUUUGAGUAACGUUCUAAUUUUGAAUUGAAAAUAAUCAGCGAUGACUAAUGUAAGGGUGAGUCGGCGGGUCUGUAAGCGCCCUUUAGAUUCAAAACUAGUUACUUGCUUGACGGAAAGUCCGGCGUAGUGAGCCGAGCGUUUCCGACGAUACCCGAACUCCUGCUUCGAGAGAAGCGGGGCCCGAGCCAGUUGAGUGUGAGUCGAGUUCGAGCGAUUCCCUCGAUCGUGAACGUGUGUGUGGCGGAGGAGCAUGAAAUGAAACUCGUUAAUUUCAAGGGUAAAUAGGAGGUUUACCCUUAAAAAAGGAACAAAAAAGGAUUAAUAUAACCGUGCUCCGGAGGUGAAGGAAGUGGUGCGUGUUAACCGACCGAAUGUGAUAUAACUGAAAAGUGUGUUAGAUGUGGAAAACUAAAUCAGAGUUAAUAACCGUGUGGCCCGAGCUCGAGCCAGGCUUUUGGGGACACGACAAGAUGGCUGAGAAUCUCUGCUGCUGCGAAGGCUGACCAAAAGAAAACUCCAACAAACCAACCACCCAAACCAACCAACUAACCGAACGACCAAACAACCAACCUCCUCCUGCUGCCUUCUAUAAACCGACGUCGUCAGUUUGUAUAUGUAGUUCUAUUAACCAUAAGGUUUUGUUAUCCAUAUGAGCUACGAUGUCGUUAUGAAACUGGGCUCCUCGGAGAGAGACCGGAGGAAUAGUGAGAGGGAAUGCGUGACAUGUUCAUCCAAGCUCAGCAGACGAGCAGCGUCAACGGCAGCAGCAGCAGCAACAGCAGCAGCAGCAGCAGCAGCAGCAGCAAUAACAACAGCAAUAACAACAACAACAACGCUGCUCACCAACAUACCAAGAAACGCAAGUUGGACUAUAACGUCAGUCAGCCAGUUAUACAGCACGGUCAAGUCCAAUCUGCGGAUUUCCAGUUGGAUAAUACCAGUCUUCAACAAUACGCUGUUAGUGGGGUGAAUACAGUGUUUGGCCCAUUGCACAACAAUGCGCUGCAAAAAAGUCCUAACCAACAAAUUCUGGUCAGGGCAUCAACUAUUAAACUGUUAGACACGUACCAGCGCUGUGGUCAGAAGAGAAAAACUUGGUCGCGUGAGGGAGGUAAUGCCGAAGGACUGGCGGUCCAUUCUACUAACGCGACAAAUACAACGGCUAAUGCCAUAAGUUCCCAGCAUCAUUCUCAGCACCAACAGCAGCACAAACAAUCAAGUAUGACGUCGCACAGUAAGCAAGUAGCCAAUGGGGGCAAUGGCGGAGGUGGAAGUAAUCCACAAGGGGAUGGAGAUUAUCAGCUGGUGCAGCAUGAGGUUCUUUACUCUAUGACCAAUCAGUAUGAAGUUCUAGAGUUCUUGGGUAGAGGCACAUUUGGACAGGUCGUGAAAUGUUGGAAGAAAGGUACCAAUGAGAUAGUAGCCAUUAAAAUUUUGAAGAAUCAUCCAUCAUACGCGCGCCAAGGCCAGAUUGAGGUCUCCAUCCUGUCACGACUUAGCCAGGAGAACGCAGACGAGUUCAACUUUGUGCGCGCCUACGAAUGCUUUCAGCACAAGUCCCACACCUGCUUGGUGUUUGAAAUGCUGGAGCAGAACCUUUAUGAUUUUUUGAAACAAAACAAAUUUUCUCCCCUUCCUCUUAAAUACAUCAGGCCAAUUCUUCAACAAGUGCUCACCGCACUUCUUAAGCUAAAGCAAUUGGGUCUAAUUCAUGCUGACUUGAAGCCUGAAAAUAUUAUGCUGGUAGACCCUGUGCGUCAGCCCUACAGAGUUAAGGUUAUCGACUUUGGUUCUGCCUCCCACGUAUCGAAGGCUGUGUGCAAUACUUAUUUGCAAUCUCGUUAUUAUCGUGCGCCUGAGAUUAUUUUAGGACUUCCUUUCUGUGAAGCGAUAGACAUGUGGUCUCUCGGGUGUGUGGUAGCUGAAUUAUUUCUUGGUUGGCCUUUAUACCCAGGAAGUUCGGAAUAUGAUCAGAUACGGUACAUCAGCCAGACCCAGGGACUUCCUACGGAACAUAUGCUAAAUAAUGCUAGUAAAACUACGAAAUUCUUCUACAGAGAUAUGGAUAGUACCUAUCCAUUUUGGAGACUAAAAACCCCAGAAGAACACGAAGCGGAAACUGGGAUAAAAUCUAAAGAAGCAAGAAAAUACAUAUUUAACUGUUUAGAUGACAUCGGACAAGUAAAUGUACCAACUGAUUUAGAAGGGGGUCAGCUGUGCGCAGAAAAGGCUGACAGGCGAGAGUUCAUAGAUCUGUUGAAAAGGAUGCUUACAAUGGACCAGGUAGAGCGACGUAUAACACCUGGAGAAGCCCUGAACCACGCAUUUGUAACUCUGGCUCAUCUCGUCGACUACGCCCAUUGCAACAACGUAAAAGCCUCGGUUCAGAUGAUGGAAGUGUGUAGGAGAGCGGGUGACUUCACAGCGAGCCCAGCUCAUCAUCAGGCACCUCCUGCGCCUCAACCGGCGCCACCGACUUCGUUGGUUGCAAACUUUGUGCCUACGACAAAUGGCAGCGCAGUGACUCUAACCUUCAAUAAUCAGCUGACGAACCAGGUACAGAGACUCGUCAGAGAACAUCGUACUGCUGGGUCAGGAUACGAUAAUCUGUAUCAGAUAUACACCAACAGUAGUCGAAGAGCCACACAGUACAGUAGUUCGUCGAACGGUUCAAACGGUGGUCGGGGUGCGGUGCAUGACUUUCCGCAUCAAUUGGUACCCGGCAUACUUUGUCCACCACCUGGCUACCAGCCAAUGCCGAGUCCGGCCAAGCAUGUAGUUGUUGCGCAGGUCAGUGUCGAAAUGCCACCUCAAGCUCAACAAGCACCCUUGCAAAUCCAGCCGUCCAUUAUUUCUCAGCAAGCUGUCGCAGCUGCUGCCGCAGCUGCGCAACAACAAUAUGCUGCCGUUCCUGUCUCUAUGGUGGAAAGCGGCCGACAAAUGUUACUCACGAACGCGGUACAAACGUCGUGGCCAGGUGGUGGUCGACAAAUGACUGCCAUAGUACCUUCGUGGCAACAAUUACCACCUCAACAUGCUGCCAUACAACAACCUUUACUUAGCGACGCAGGGGACUGGGGAAGACCACUUAUCGUCGAUAGCUCCGCCAUACUCCAGGACCAGCGGCCUGUGUUCCCGGUUACAGAAGUUUACAACACCAGUGCACUCGUCGAACAUCCAUCUCAAAGUUGGGGAAAACGUAGCGUGGCAAAACAUCAUCAGCAUCAUUUAACAGUGCCCCAGCAACCUCAGCACAGACACGAACAUAAGAAAGAAACUCAGCAAUUGAGUCCCGUCAAGAAAAGAGUCAAAGAGAGCACGCCACCCAGUAACAUGAGGCGACAUUCACCUGCCAACGGGCACUGGCAACAACAAGCAACGCAGUCGCAUCAUCACAGCGGGAAGCACGGAAGUAGUAAUCAUACCAGUGGCGAACAUCAACAGGUCGCAUCUGUCAGACAACAAACCAUCACGAUACACGAUACUCCGUCACCUGCGGUUUCCGUUAUCACCAUCAGUGAUAGCGAGGACGAAAGCCCUGGAAAAUGCUGUGGAGACCGUCAGUGCGGGGCUUGCCAAGGCUUGGCCCCUCGCUUGUCUGGCGAUGGACGUCCCAUCCGUGAAGAUGUUAUUCGAAGCACUCAAUCUACGCCACGAGUAGUCCAAAGCUCGCACCAAACUCAUUCGAGCAGUCAGACGCAUACAAAUGGACACAGUAGUUCGCACAGCUCCUCGCAGAGAGCUCAACGUAAAAACGUCAUCAGUUGCGUUACUGUCGGAGACAGCGACGGAGAGGCUAGUCCUGGUCGUGGUCACACUCACUUGUAUCAACAGGUAUCUCAACAUCAGCACCAACAACCUGCCCAGCACAUUAAGCACGAACCGCAGCCUCAACAUCACGUCAGUUCUGGCUAUUCUUCGCAAUCGCAGAAAAAACGACUUCUCGCCAAAGUACAAUCUGAGUGUAACAUGAUUAAUGUCGCUACGAAGCCGGAGCCAGGUGUCGAAUAUCUAGCUCCUCAUCCUUGCCACGCACCUGCCUGUAAAGAACCUUCGACUUACCAGGAUGACGCCUAUGACAUGCAUGACUACUUCUUGCAGUAUGUGACGACCAGCAGCGCUCAUCCACAUCUACAGGAACAGCACAUAGUUUACACUACAGGAGCCGAUAAACGAGUAUCUUGGCCGGGUAAAAGAGCUGAAUACAAACACGAGUAUGUGCAGCCACCGGCAGCGCAUUCGAGAGAUCAUCAAAAAUGGGCAGUCGCCAAUCCAGUGCACCAGUACAGGCAGAGCCAGGUGGUGGGUUCGACCGCCCACCCGGGCCACAAUCAUGGUCACCAUGGUCAUCCGGCUCAUCUGAGUCCUGGUGGAGGGGGUGGGGGACGGAGUCCAGCUGCUGGGCCGGUAGUCGGGGGUGCCCAACACCUGGGGCAGCCCCUCUACCAGGAAUAUGCCCAUGUGCGAUCGCGCGGUCUUCCCGUUGCACCCCCACCUGCAGUUUACGUUACCGCUGCACCUUCUCAGGCACCAAGUGCCAUUCAACAACAACAAGUGCCCACCUACCAGGGAUUCACACCCGGGUGGGUACCUAGACGUCUAGUAGAUGCAUGCAUCUCCUCUCCAUUAACGUUGUAUGAUUCUAGUCGAGCAUUACCACCUCCUGCUCAUCACAGCUCCGCCAGGCCAUUAUUGGCUAGUCAUCCAACGCAUCCUCUACCCGCACAUAUGCAGCCAACGGCUGUUUAUGGAUUGGCGCCGCUAUCUCCAGCUAAACAUCAGUAUCAACCAUCCGGAUUAUGGUUUACCGAAUAAUUACCAAAAGGAAAAAGAUUCCAGUGGUAUCUUUUAUCCAAAAGUCGACAGAGCGACCGGAUGGAUGGGAGUGUUUUGUUUCUGUAGGUUAUGGCGCAAGGACUGAUUGUUCGACCCAUGUCAAUGCUGUGUCUCGAAACUCCUGCAUCGUGCUAGUCGGUAAAUAUGUCUGAACAAUUGACUUUUUCAUUUUUUUUUUUGUCCUCAAUUUGUUUCCUCGAACAAGGAUUACAACUACAAGGAUCGAAAGCAAUCAAAAUUCAUGAAAACAGUUCUGUUUCGAGCCCGUCAGAAUUGAAAAAGUCACUGGCCAGCAGGAGUUUCAUUCAUUAUAGGUGUUGGAAUGCACGAUAUUACAGUUGUUUAAUGUCAUCCUGCAAAAUCGUAAAUUAUGGUGUUUUGGCAAUUAGGAAUAUGGAUAUACAUAUAACGAGUAAGUAAGCGUAGAUGUAAGCGACUCAGAAAACCGAAUAAUGAGAAAGUCUGAAAUAUAAUACGAAAACAAAAGAAGCAGAUACUAAACAGUCAGACGAACUAAAAAAACAAAAACACAAAGUUAAAGGAGGCACCAAAAGUAUAAGAAUGUUGGCGAAAUAGGGUGUAAUGGGAAGGCGGGAUCAAUUAAGGGAGCUAUGUAAAUAAUUCAAUCAACUAUUUAAUUCACCGAUCUUCAUCAAUCAUACCAAAUUAAAAGAUCGGAAUUACUUCGAUACGGCAGUCCCGAGCACUUCGAGCCGCUUGUUAAAAAAAAAAAAAACAAAACAAAAAGAAGAAGAAAAGAUUGAAGAGGAAUGAAGUAAAGUGAAGCGACGCGCUACUCGCUGUAAUGAAUGCCGAUAAUUAGAAAACAUAUAAUUUCUUAAAUUGGUAAAUUGAAUUAAUAGCGAAUAGUCUGGAAUAUUUUAAUCGUUACCUCAAUAUUAGGAAAAGCGCUGUUCAUAAUAAAUAAAACAUAACAUAGUUAGGGUUUGCAUUUCCUAUGAUAUGUUAUCGAAGUAUCAUAAAUGUGAUUUUAACGAACGUUAACAGAUUCAAUUUAGCUCUUUUCACUAUUAUUUUAUAAGAAUAAAAAUAAAAACAAAAAAAGAAGAAUAACAUUAAUAAUUUAAUCGCGCUAGGUAAUUUCUAUAUCAAAUAAUAUUCUAACAUUGAAUUAUGUUUUUAACAAAGAGAGGUGUAUUCUUUACUGAUAACUUCAUAUUAACCAAAAAAAAAAAAAGGAAAGAAAAUUGAAAAGAAAAAAACAUAAUAACUAACGCAGAAUUUCAACAGAUUUUGGUUUGGUUAGAGUUAGGCGUAGAUUUAGAAAAGAAAAUUAAAAAUGAUACGAAUGGCGCUCGUCCAACUUGUACAAAGUGUAUAUCUAGAUGAAAAUAUGUUACGUUACAUUAUUAUGUUGCGUUAAAUUACUACUGCUAUAUCGCAAUGAAAAAUUUAGUAGCUCUAUUGACAAGAGGUUUAGUAGAUAUGAAACGUUGCCUCACUAUUUAUUCUAUGUAUACCUUGUAAAUAUCAGAUACCUAAUUAAUUUCAAAUCCAAGCACAAAAGCUGUAAUGUAUAAUACAUACAUUUAGUUGUCCAUUGAAACUGCAUAAUAGUUAUCGGGAAAAGAGAACAACUAAAAAAAAAAAUAAUUUCUGAAAUCAAUUAACCGAUUGAUUUUAGUGAGACUUCCGUUCUUUUUUUUCUGAUUAUCUCUGUAAAUAUCGUCUAGUAUUGUAGCGAGAUAGUUUCAUUUUAUUUUAUUUUAUUUUGGCAUUAGUUCAUAAGUAAAAACUUGGACACGUGAAUUGAUUUAUCUACGUAAUAUACAAAAAUUAAAAUUCUGAAGACUUGAAUAUCGCGAUCGAGAGUUUUUGAAAAAAAAACCCAAAAAAAAAAAGAUUGAACGCGAAUUGACGACGAUAAAAACCGUGAAGUGAUAGACGUGCUCGUGCGAGAGCGACGAUAUCGUUCUUUCAAAUCAAUUCGAACGAGGCCACGUUAAAUUUCGCUUUGAAAAAAAUUCAAGAGAAUAUUAAAACGGCGAUUACGUUACGCCGCAUCCAUCUGUUCUAAAAAAAUGUAUGUUUACUGCGCAGCUCGAAUUGAUAAUUCGCAAUAUUUCGCGCUCACAAUUUUCGCACGUUUCUUGUUCGUUGUAAAAGUUUUAUAUUCGCGCACCCGUCGUCACUGUAUGGCGUGUUAUCAAAAACAAUUCGUAUCAAUUAUCGGCCAACACGCGGCUUAUUUCUUAAAAAAAAAAUAAUCUAUAUAGAUCACAUUAAUUUUUGUGAUCAACCUAUGGUAUAUUCUAACAACACGGGGUAUUUACCGAAUGUAUGGAAACGGUACAUUACAUAAUCAUUGUUGUUAACUAUUAUUGCUAUUAAUUAUUAUUAAUAAUAAUAUUAUUAUAUUAACACUGCAAAUAUCGCACGGAGAUUGGACUCUCCGGUAGCCCACGCAUUGAUUCAAAAUGCAUUUUCUUCGAUAGGAAUGUUUCUCGAUUAGGCUUACGUCGAGUAUAAUAAUCCCAAAUUUCAAAUUGUUGUCCGAUCAGGAACAAUUUUCACGAUCAACUCGGUUCUAUUCAUACCAUGGCAUUCCUACAAUCACUCUUUAAUUUUUUUUUUUUUUUUAUUUUUUUUAUUUUUUCUCGUCUUCGCCACUCGCUUCUCUCAAGUCUGGCUACGGUUAAAAGAAAGAGUACAAUAGUAACGGUGAACGAAACUAAAAAGUAAAAAGUAAAAACUAAAAAAACAAGUAACCAAGUUUCAUACCCUAGGUGUAAGAGAACCGUAUUUGUAUAGUUACAUUUUCUGGCGAUGGAUUUUAACGAGCUCAUUUAGUAAAUCAUGUAAUAUCGUGAUUUUUUUUGUUUUUUCUCGCUAUUUUUUUGUAUAAUAAUUUGUACGUUAUUGUAAUUAUCAGUGAGUGCCGGGCCACCGGCGCUCGAUACCACAAUUUAGGCUUAUUUAUUAUUUAUUUAUUACUAUUAUUUUUUUCUCUUAUUUUGCUAGAUUCUCAGCGCGACGGCUAUAUUAUUACGCCAUUUAUACAGCGCUGUUGCACCUAAAGUUUUUUAACGGAAUGACAGUUUUAGAUGAUAUAUAUAUAUAUCAUUUGCUUAAUAUAAAAUAGCGAACGGGAUGCGUUGAUCAAAGUUUGAAAAACUAGGUUUAGCGCGGUACUCGCGUACCACGAAAAUCACCCAUAUAUAUAUGUAUAUAUAUGCAUAUAUAUAUCAUCCGUUACAAAGAAGAAAGAAAAAAAAAGACCCUUAACGAUAAUAAAUUUGGAUAAUGCCACGAUAAUUAGUUUGUAAUAAAUUGUCGGGGAUCUGGGAAUUCGAGCAUUUUUUUUGUAAUAUUCUUUAAUUACCUCGGGGCGGUCUUGGGCACGGCGUACGUUAAAAAACGACGUAAUUCGUUAGCCGCAAUAUGAAUUGUUCCCCGAGUGAAAUCAAACUGUAUUAAUUAAAAAUGCCGUACGAAGCAUGUCUUAUUUAAAUUCCCUGACUGUAAAUAUGAAUUACAAUAUUAUACUAUAUAUAUAUAUAUGUAUGUAUAUAUGUAUAACACAUAUAUAUAUUUAACCAAGUCGAUGUGCCUGUUUACAAAUAUGAGAAUAAUCAUACAACAAUAUUACUACGAUAUCGGAGUAACGUCUCUGAAGCUGAAAUAAGAUGGAGAGGAAAAAUGAAAUUAAAAAGAAUGAAAGAAAGAAUAAAAAACGACGUGUGUAUAUAUAUAUAUAAAAGAAAAAAAAAGUGAACAAAAAAUGAAAAAAAAAGUAAUAAUAAUAAUAAUAAUAAUACAAUUACAGUGAGUGUUGCGUGUCGUCGACAUAUUUAUGCUUCCCCGCAUAUUAUCCUUUCAGCGUUUGUUACAUCACGUGAUUAACAAAUUUUUUUCUUAAUUCUUUUUUCUUUUUUAUUUAAAUUAAGAAUUGAAGUCAUAUAUUUAGGCGCCGUAUUCUAUACGUAUGUCGUUGUAACAGCAGUUUUUCCACAGACGUUAUCAAGCCUUACUUUCAUAUUAUUCGUGGUAAUAUAUUCAGUUUAGGAUAAUCGAUAUCGCAACCAUUAUAGAUAAAUUCGUAUUGUUCGAUAAUGAAUAAUUUUAUUGACUAAUUUUUACUAAUACAAAUGAAUGAUGGAAAUAACAUAACACACGUAACUAUGUAAUCGUUGGUUCUAGUUGUGAUAUUUUAUUAAUAGUGAAUGAUGUAACGAGUCAAAAAGGGAUGAAUUAUAAUAUACAUCGGGGAUCGAAUUAUUAUUCGAUCAUACUCACAAUCAGUCGCGACGGAAUGACUUAUCAUUAAUUUGUACAUAAAUAUGUUUUUGAAAGAAAUUUUUUGCUAUUCGUUAGCCGGGCAGUUAGUGUCCAUGAUAAUUUUCGUUAAUUAUAAAACAAAUACAGACAAAAAAAGAAAAUGAAAAGGAGAAUAAAAACCAGAUGAAAAUUUUAGCUCUACUUUAAUUAUUAUUAUAAUACGUAUCGAAUUCUGCAUGUCUCUCCUGUAUACGAUAAACUGAUAGAAUCCAAUAUAAUGUAUUCUGUCGGUUUCCGAUCGCUGUAAACAAAACAAAACAAAACAAAAAAACAAAACAUUAUGAUAUUAGCACACGAAUAUCGAAAAUCUAAGUUCCUCAUUUGAUUCUAGUUUGUAAGAAAUUUAUUUACAAUCGUCGCUUUUGUUGGAUUUUUUUUUUUCUUUUUUUUUUUUUUGCAUUGAAUGAUACCGGAAAUACGUAGAAAUUUGUGACAGAAUAUAUUUGUAACGUACAAAUGGGUGUUUUGAACAAAUGGUGUUAAUUUUCGGGGUUUGGAAAGCGAUCGACUCACAAUAAAAGAAAUGAAAAAAUGAAAACAAAAAAAGGAAUAAGGCCCUUGAAUUAACUUCGGUAAAGAAAAAAAAAAAAAAACACUUAGAAUUUGACAAGGAUAGCUAGUGUUUAGAAUUUUUUGGUGGUUAGCUCUGGUUAUUGUAACAAAAUAUGAUUAACGAUAAAUUAUAUUCUUAUUGUAAGGGUAAUUCAAUAUUCAUCACAUCCUAUGGAUAGUUAAUAUAUAUAUACACAUAUAUAUAUAUAUAUAAUAAAUGAUAAUAACACUAUAUGUAAAUGUAGCGAGAGAUAAAAUAUUUUUGGAGUUAGUAGGGUGAUAGCUGUGAAUUAUUAGAUGUCGGCUUAGGGCUAACUACUCUCCGUGAUCACGAAUAAAUUUAAUCUUAUAGAUAAAUCAAUAUAAUAUUCGCAACUGCUCUUUUGAUAAAACAUUGAAUAGCGUCGAUUAAAAUUUUUCUACCACAAUUCGCUGACUCGAUAUUCAAAUCGUAGAUAAUCACAUCCGCGUCAUUCACAAUCCGUCGAAACAAUACCGAUAUGAUAAAUUUCAAAAAAUUCAUAGGCUUUUUAUUAUAAUUUAAUCGACGAUAAACUGUAGACAAGUAUAAUAAUGAAAAAGUCUGAUAGUAUGUCGUGUACUCAAAUGAAUCAACUGUUCCUUUGAUACCGCAAUGAUAUCUGAAUUCUGCUAAUUUCAUUAAUUCGUUAGAAUUAAAAAAAAAUUUCAAAAAUAACAGAUAAAAAAAGAGUAAAACAAAAAUGAAAAAGAUGGCGUUAUACGUAAACGAAUGAACGAGUAAAUUCUCUUUUCCAAUAUCCGACUUAACGGAGAGUAGAUUUGAAAAUAAAUAAAUGAUUGAAUAACAAAUGAAAACGAAUGAAACAUAGACGCAGGAUAUACUAGGCUAGUUAAUUAAACUAUCUGACUGUUUUUCAAUGUUCUUAACGUUCGUUAACGCUACCGUAAAUUAGUAACGAUGACGUUCAAUUAUUAUUAUCAUUAUUAUUAUUAUCAUCAUUAUCAUUGUUGUUGUUGUUAUUAUCAUCAUUAUUAUCGAUGACAACGUAUUCUAUGAAUAUAUCAUAAUACAAUGAUCGUAUGUAUAUUAUUCCUGUAUGUUAGAAGACGAAAAUUUUCGCGACAAUGUAGUAUACUUAUGAUAUCGAUAAUUUACCUGUUAAACGUACGGUGGUCUAAAUAUUUGGCUGUAUUCGAUUCGUUGAUUAAUUGAAAAUGAAAUUUUGCAUAUGUCAGUAGUUUUAUCCCAAGGUUUUUCCGGGAAUCGAAAUAUCGCUUAUUUCACGUUUCUUGAACCGAAGUUCGUUUCGCGAGGCAUAUUUAUCAAUCGACUGUUCGAUUCGGUCCUAAUUACCGCGAUAAAUUGCUAGGUAGAAUCCAGAAAAUUGAUAUCCUCUUCAAGGAUCGUUGAAUCGAAAUCACGUGAGCAAGAGAAAAUUGAAAGACCAACAGCUGAGAAAAGAAAAGUCAGCCGAACAGCCGAUUUAAAAAUAGAAAAAAAAAAAAAAAACUCAAACCGCUCAAUAAAAUGGCUCUGAAUCGCAACCACCACAUAAUUUAGGAUAUUUUUACAUGCUUUUACGCUUUUCAUCUAGACUCGUGUAAAUUAAAAAUAUAAUACAGAGGUACCUUAGCUUUUUAAUAUAUAUCUCACUAUAGGCACACUUAGAUAACUUUGUCGUAACUGAGAAAAAGUUUGAAGGAAAGGGGCGAAAAUUCUCGUUGCACAAUCCACCCGACCUACGCGAAUAACGACUGUAGUUAUUUUUCUGUUCAUUUUUAUUUUUAUUUUUUUUUUUUUAAUGUCAUUUUCGUCGUUUGAAUAGAAAUUGAAUAACAAUUGACUGGUGUUUUAUAUAAAACGUUGAGAUAAUGAAAAAAUACAACAAAUAUCCAUUACCAUUAAACGCUGUAUGAAUACCAAUAUAUUAUACUUGUAUCAUAAACUAUAUAUAUAUAUAUAUAAAUACGUUAUAUAUCUAUAUCUUUAAAAAUUAAUACCAAUAAUCUAAGUGCGAUUUAAAUAUUAUAAUUUAUAUAUUUCUGUAACAUAUUAACACGUGUGUAAAAUAUGCGAUAGCUCAUUAAUUUCUCUAUUUGUCUAUAGGAAUACCGAUACACAUAUUAAUUCAUACAUAAUAAUCCAAUUGGUGGACGCUGAGUAUAUAUAUAUAUAUAUUUUUUUUUUUCUUCGCCGAAAAACGUAGAGAAAAACGAAAGGGAGAGAAAAAAAAAAAAACGAAGAAAAUGAAACAGAACGUUUUAACGAAAUAAUACUAUACACACAUAGUUGGGGGAUAAUUUGGUGGUACAAGAAUACCUUACAAAUAAUUCAGUUUCAUUGGAAAUAAUUAAUUAAAUCAUACGUGCGCGUUGUCGCGAAUCCUUAUCUUUAUUUAUUUGUUUUUUAUUUUUAUUUUUUCUGUUCGUUCAAAUCUUUUGGUGGAAAGUUCACGUAGCAUUGCCUUAUCAUAUAUCGUAAUAUUAUCGUACAGCUAAUAUGUAUACUUUAUACGGAAAACUUUCUAUACUAUAUUGCGUUACGAGGAGCAAUUAUCAUUGACUGGGUUCAUUUUUUGCCUGCCAAAGGUUUCCGGAUAACCAAACAAAAGACGAAUGAAGAGAAAAACGAGAUGAAAAUUAAAACUAAAUAAAUAAAUAAAUAACCACACGAUAUGUUAUUUAAACUUUCUAAUCAGCCUGCCCACAAGUAUUAACGCCAUUCAAGCGCUGAUCUGUCGCAAAAAACUAUCAGAGUAACGCAUGCAUCAAUUGAUUUUCCGAAGUUGACGAGAGUACAAAAAAAAGAAAAAAAUAUAAAUAAAUAAAUAAACCGUAGAAUUUAGUUUUGAAAGACGAAUAUAAAGUAAAGUAAAACGUAAGGGGGGGGAAAGAAACCAACAGAGAAAUGAAAAAAAUAGUUGAUCGAAUGAAGAGUUGAAAUCAGACAUUGUAUACCUAGGUGUAAAAAUAAGUAGAGGAAUAAAAGUAACAAAAAGAUCCUAGGCAUGUAAGAAUUAAAAAGUAAAAGAAAAAUUAAUGAACAAUUAAUGUUGUAUAAACUGGUUCUGUAAAUUGAGUAAUAUACUAUAUUAUAAUAACAAGACGCUACCGCAUAUGAUCGCGAAAAUGAAUUUAACAAAAUUUGAAAAAAAACUUCUUUUCGAUAAUUUGUGAACUGCUGAAAAUCAAACUUCAUUUACGAAACACUGAUUCAUUUUUGGAAAUUCAAAUUAUCGGCAGUUUACGAUGUAUUUUGUCGUUAUUAUACUUUGAUUCGUCUAAUUUCAUAUUUUUCCAUCGAUCACCAUAUUAACUAAUCAUUACGGAGGGCUUUAUUUUCAAUCAGUGACACGAAAAAAAAAAAAAACAAACAAUAAUUAUUAAUAAUGAUAACCACUAUUGCUUUUCGAAGGUGUAAUUUUUAUUAAUUGAUAACGGGAAAAUAAUAAUUUAAAGAAUGGAAUAAAACUAAGCGAAAAUUUGAAAGAAAAAACAAAAAACAAAAAAAAAAAAGAAAAGAAAAGAAAAAAAACUUGUAUAAUUAAAAAUAUUUUAUCACAUGGGCUGAUUAAAUUUAGUGUAUUGUAAUUAUUAAUGUUUCGGUCGAGCGAUAUCAGUUUUUGUACUAUACCAAUAAGCUUGUAAAAAUGUAAAUUUUGGCAGUCUUGGCGAGAGGAAAAAAUGAACAAAAAUAUAAAUUUAUCGACCUCCUUAUUUGGACUUUUUUUCCGUUUCUUUUCUAAAGCUUAGUACAAAAACUGUCGCUCCGACUAAUUGAAUCACGGUUUUAUGUAUAUUAUUACUGUAGUAUAAUCAAAUACUAAAGACUAAUGCUUAAGGCGAUCAAUCUAGGCUUCGAAAAAUGUGAUAUUUUCGAAGCGAAACGAUUAUAUUUGAACAUGAUACAAAAAAAAAAAAAAACAAACAAACAAACAAACAAUGUUUAAAGGAAAAAUAAGUUACAGGAAGUAAUAAACUGAUAUGUGCGGGCCUCUUAUUGAUGACUCGGGCAUUUAAACAGUAAAA
Athalia rosae (coleseed sawfly) is the source of this 14082-nucleotide messenger RNA. RefSeq names its product homeodomain-interacting protein kinase 2 (gene Hipk). Gene Ontology annotation, cellular component: cytoplasm; nucleus. The transcript has 18 exons. The record is from RefSeq and is a predicted model, not a curated record. Gene Ontology annotation, molecular function: ATP binding; protein serine/threonine kinase activity; protein tyrosine kinase activity. Bases 1099 to 5199 code for a protein of 1366 amino acids. NCBI's taxonomy places the organism in Eukaryota, Metazoa, Arthropoda, Insecta, Hymenoptera, Athaliidae. Gene Ontology annotation, biological process: peptidyl-threonine phosphorylation; peptidyl-serine phosphorylation.